GCAGGAACAGGACUUAAACCCAAAACCUCCAACCUGUCGUCUUAGAUCUGUCAACGCGGAUCCUGGUGUGAGCUCAACGAGGAGACCGAUUAAAUAGAUUUAUUUGUGUGUUUUAAUUCGCGUGCCGACACAAUGAGGACGACUUUCCUGGCGGUUGCAAUAUUUUUGUGCUUGGUCAGAGGGGUUCCAGCGCCAUUAUCUCAGCCAGCUAUCAUUACCAAUGCAUCACCACCAUUAACUUCAGUUGCUGCAUCAAAGUCUACACAAAUCCAAAGUAUCACAAACAAACAGGACAAGGACAACCUUCAGCAACAAAGUCACAAAGCGAUACUUGCAGAUAUAAACGGUAACAAAACACAAAAUGUGACUAAUGAAGGGCAGCAAAAUCAAACUGUCGAAGAGAAAAAAGGCGAGCCUGCAAGCCCAAUAACCCUUGGCCUAAAAGAUCCGAAAGAUCAACCGACUCCAGUUAAAAAUGUAAUAACAUCUGCAGAGUUAGGAGAGAAAGGCAAGGAGCCGGGGUCAAAGGGCACCAACGAAAAUGAGACAGAAGAUGACAAGAAAGACAUAACGCCUCCAAAGGACGGCACUGAGGGAGAGGGCGUUGAGAAUAAAAAAACAGAAAAAGCGGAAGACAAAAAUAGUGACCCCGGAGAGAAAAUUCCGUACGACCACGAUGGAAUAAAUGAUGAGGAAGAAAGCAGUCAUUUCUUUGCCUACCUGGUCUCUACAGCUGUGCUGGUAGCAGUGCUUUACAUCACUUACCACAACAAGCGCAAGAUAAUUGCCUUUCUUUUGGAAGGAAAGAAAUCCAGAUCAGCACGUCGCCCUAAAUCCACAGAAUACCAGAAACUGGAACAGCAGAUGUAAUCUCAAGUCAUUCUCUUGAGGCUGGAUUAAUCAAGCAGUUGAAUACACUGGGGGUUGUGUGAGAAGAGAGUGAAUGGAUACUGGCAUUAAGAUAUUUUCCUGGUAUGCUCUGCAUUGAUUAAAUUAAACCUUGUGUUAAAUGGACAUUCUUCUACUUUAUACCUUUUUAGAUGCUUAUUGUAUGACUAUGCAGACGACACUGUUGCCUUAUUGAGGAAAUUAGUGAAAUGCAGUGAAGGUAAAAUAAGCAUGCUGUUUUUGCACUUGUGUCGUUGUUCAACAUGUAAGGCAAUCUUGUAAUUUGACCUGACUAAGGUCCAGACUCAGGAUAUUUCAGUAGCAGAUGAAAAUAUUAGCUGUUUGGAUUCCAGACUUGUUUGUACAGUUCACUAGUGAUUGCCCUGUGCACUAAAUAAGCCAUCUGGUUCUUUGUGAAAUAUUUGAGGUUGUUUUAAAUGUCUAUUUGGUGAAUUGUAUGUGAUUUAUUUAAGUAUCACAAUGGGAUUUCUGCUUGUGCUCCUAACCCUGUGGUAUUGGCCAGAUGAAUGUAGUGACCUUUAUUUUCCAAAUGAGAUGCUAGCACACUGCUAGACUUAAACAUAUAAAAUAUGUGCUUUAAGAAUUAGUUUUAUGAAAUGUGCCGAUUUGAUUUCUUGCUGGAAAUUCGAUAAAAUGAAUACCACUCAAAUAAUUCCGGUUAAUAUAACAUUAAAGGUGCAAUGUACAAGAUUUAGAGCAUUUAAAUAGCAGCAAACAACGUCGGCGUGCCCAACUGCUUAGCUUGCAACCGCUUCUCUGCACUACUCUCCGGAUUCGGCUGAGAAUGCCGUUCCCACCAGUGUCUUUGUUGCUAAAGCAUAAGACCCACCUUCAGCUAUAGCCAUGUUGAAAGCCGCCGAAAGGCAAUGGAAAUCCUCAAAAUCUCAUAUUUAGCACCUUAAGGCUACAGCCAGCUGAAAGUAGCCUAGCAUGAGGAUUGGAAACGGGGAAAAGAGUAGCCCGACUCUGUCCAAAGGUUACAAACCUCCUUCCAGCAUCCUUAAAAGUUCACUCAUGAACACUAAUCUCAUUUAACUAAUUGGAAGAAAGGAAACAAGUAUAUUUCCCCAAAAGAUACAACUGAAUGAUGUUUUAACUGCUGUCGAGGUGUUGGGUUCAUGUGCAAAAGCCUCUUAAUUUUUCAAGUCUAAAUGUUAUACGAUAUGUGACUGGCAUUAAAACGUUGUUUAUCAAAAAUGCCAGUGAGGUUACUGUACGGCUGCCCAACACCUCUGUGGCUUCUUAUUUUGGAUAAACGUCUCUUACUUGGUUUACAUUUGUUGCUUUGCAUUUAAACUCUAGUCUGAAAUGUUGUUAAUCUAAAAUUGGUUCUGUAAGAGGUAGUUGGCCAAGAAAUGCAUGGCUUACAAUGUUUGGAGGGAAUUGCUGGUUAACCACUAAUACAUUAGAUUGAAUAUUUCCUCUAGAGUAGACAUGUGUUUAUGUUCAGGGUUGAUAGACUUGUGCCAAAUUGUGAAUUUUACUGGGAUUCAAUGUGGGAUUCUUGUAUUGUGCCUGUUUCCUAAAAUAACAUUCUAACAAUUAACAUUUGUACUGGCAUGAGGUCACAAUAACAGCCCUUUCUGUUAAAGGGAAAAUAAAUGUAUCCCAAUUGUUUCUUGUAAGAAUUGUAUUGUUGAAUCUGCAAAGAAAACACUGCAUUAGUUAAUUAAUUUGCUCUUUUCAUGAGUGAAAUAAGCACUAGAAUUAGUAAGAAAGCAUCAUGAGUCAUUCUCUCAUACAGCCAGGCAGUUAGCAUGAAAUUAGCAUGUUUUCAAGAUGUUUAAUCAAAAUAUAUAUAUAUAUAAAUAAAUAAGUCUUUAUUUAAGUUUGUUAGAAAUGGCUGUCCAUAAAACCCAUCUUGCUGUCCUUCGAGACUUUCAUUCUACACGUGUCUGAUGAACCAAUUGCCAUGAAU
Anoplopoma fimbria (sablefish) is the source of this 2827-nucleotide messenger RNA. RefSeq names its product trans-golgi network protein 2 (gene tgoln2). The transcript has 4 exons. The record is from RefSeq and is a predicted model, not a curated record. NCBI's taxonomy places the organism in Eukaryota, Metazoa, Chordata, Actinopteri, Perciformes, Anoplopomatidae. The coding region runs from base 133 to 870 and encodes 245 amino acids.